AUGUUAUCUUUAGUAAAUUACGGUGGAUCGAGUGGAAGUGAAGAUGAAAUAUCAGAUGAAGAGGAAAUUGUUGGAAAUAGAGUCGAAACAAAUUCUAUUCAAAAACCUACAAUAAAUCUUCCAAAACCGACCACAACAAGAGCAGCCACAGUAAUUGAAGAAGAUGAUGAGUUUCUACAUAAGAAAGAGAUUCCUUCAGUAGCUCCACCUAAACGAGAAAAGAUUAAAAUUACAAUUCCUCGUUUAGUUAAAGAGAUUGAUGACGACGAAAAUGUUAAAAAAGUGAAAAACUUUCCAGCAAACAAAAAAGCUGGUUUGUUGCAUAUGCUGCCAAUUCCAUCUUACAGUUUUGCUCCAGUACCAAAGCCAUCAUAUUCAGUUUCAAAACCAUCUGAAAAAAAUGUACCCUCAUCUGGAGAAAAUGAAAGUUCAAGAAAUGACUUUGAAAGUGGACAAGGAAUGUCUGAAGAUUAUCAAAUGCAACAAAAUAUUGACGAAGAUGCAAUGAAAGCAUUGCUGGGUGGAAACAAAGCAAAAAGAUCAAAACUAGAUGACAUUCAAAUCAUUGACUUGUCAGCAUCUGAAGUUUUACCAAAUCGAGAUGAGUGGCUUCGCAAAACAUUAGCUGGUGAAACAAGUUACAUGCCCACGGGAAAAAUUCAAGAGAAGGGACCGUCAGUACUUGCGAAACGUAAACACCAGAUUUCAUAUUUAUCGAUGCGUGCUGAAACCAACGAAGCCGAACUGGAAGCAAUGUGGGCCGCCAAUAGGCAAACAAAACGAGAAUCCAAAAGCAAAUACGGAUUCUAAGUUAAACAUAAUUACAAUUUUACUUUUUUUAAGAAAACUGUCAAUAAAGUUGGAAGAGAUUCUUUUGUCUUUCGUAAUUGAUUAUUAGUUGCUUCAUCGAUCACAAUUCAUUAGCUUUCAGUUAGUAGCAGUCAUUUACAUACAGAGAAAAAGAAAUAAGAAGGAAAGAAAAAUCCAUUAAAAAUGAACAAAAAUAAGUUUCAUCCUAACACACAAAAUGCUAAAAAUAAUCUCCAUCAGUCCACAAUAAAAAGUAUGAAAAAAAGAGUUUUUCUC
Molecule: messenger RNA, 1086 nt
Organism: Clunio marinus
Lineage: Eukaryota; Metazoa; Arthropoda; Insecta; Diptera; Chironomidae
Source: the annotation of a GenBank genome assembly